This is a messenger RNA of Sparassis crispa, 843 nucleotides long. RefSeq names its product Putative tRNA 2'-phosphotransferase. Gene Ontology annotation, biological process: tRNA splicing, via endonucleolytic cleavage and ligation. Lineage: Eukaryota; Fungi; Basidiomycota; Agaricomycetes; Polyporales; Sparassidaceae. The transcript has 5 exons. Gene Ontology annotation, molecular function: tRNA 2'-phosphotransferase activity. The coding region runs from base 1 to 843 and encodes 280 amino acids. The record is from RefSeq and is a predicted model, not a curated record.
AUGGAUCUAGAAAAGGAGACGAAGGAACAGAACCGGAAGGAUCGAAAGGAACGCGACGCGCAGUCUUAUCGCGGGAAGCCAGGAGGCAAGCUUAGAGGACGACCAAAUGAUUCUGAGGAGACACGAAUAUCAAAAACACUUUCGUGGAUAUUGCGCCACGGCUCGCAGUCAGAAGGACUGGCGAUGCGCCCAGACGGCUACGUCCAGGUAGAGCAUCUCUUGCGACUCCCAAAGAUGAAGUCUCUGGAUUUUGCAAUGCUUCAGACCAUGGUGGAGAAAGACGCAAAGAAGCGUUACAACCUUGUCUCUGAGAUCGACGUAAGCACAGAGACAGAAAGAUGGUGGAUUCGAGCGAACCAAGGGCACUCAAUGAAGUCGGUAAAGUUGGACCUGAAGUCCGUUAAUUCGCUCGCCGAUAUACCCACGGGGAUAGCUGUUCACGGCACUACUCGGCGUGCAUGGGAGAGUAUUAGUGAGCAAGGUCUCAGCAAGAUGUCACGAAAUCAUAUCCAUCUGGCGCAAGGCGUUCCGGGAGAUGGUGUCAUCAGUGGCAUGCGCAAGUCGUCUCAGAUUCUCAUUUACAUUGAUGUCCAGAAGGCACUUGAUGAUGGUGUCAAAUUCUAUCUUUCUGAUAACGCAGUUGUCCUCACCGAGGGAGAUGCCGCCGGGUAUUUGCGCCCUCAAUACUUCUCGCGCGUAGAGACCCCUGACCACAAGUCUAUACCUGGAUGGGAGGGGACACCAGAAACGCUAGAGAAAAUCCAGAAAGAGAGAAUUGCAGUAGACACAACAGAGGGUAUGACGACGGGGCUUGAGCAGAAAGCACAUGCUCUUGUAUUAUAA